AAUUGCCGUAAGAGCAGGUCACGUGGCAGGGCUUCCUGUAUGCUGUUGCUGCCGGGUGUCCAUGGCCUGCACCCCCAAGCUGUCAGUACAACAGUCAGAGUAGCAGCCAGAGGCUCGGUCCAUGCUGUGCCCCCUAGACAGUGCUGGCAAGGCUGAACAACAAGCCUCUGCAUCUUGACACCUAGGAGAGCAGGGCUAGAGUUUUGCCAGGGUGGAGAACCAUGUUGCGCCGUAAGCCCUCCAACGCCAGCGAGAAGGAGCCCACUCAGAAGAAAAAGCUCUCUCUUCAGCGCUCCAGCAGCUUCAAGGAUUUUGCCAAAUCCAAACCCAGCUCCCCCGUGGUGAGCGAGAAAGAAUUUAAUCUGGAUGAUAAUAUUCCGGAAGAUGACUCAGGUGCCCCUACUCCAGAGGAUGUCGCAAAGAGUGGCAAAAAACUGGGGAAGAAGUGGAGGGCAGUGAUUUCCCGUACUAUGAACAGGAAGAUGGGCAAGAUGAUGGUGAAGGCCCUGUCAGAGGAGAUGGGAGACACACUGGAGGAGGGCUCAGCCUCCCCAACAUCUCCAGACUUUGGCCUGGAAAGUCCUGGACAUGAGAAGAUGGCCUUGGCCUUUUCCGAGCAGGAAGAGCAUGACCUCCCAGUGCUCAUUCGCCAGGCAUCAACAGGUAGUGAACUUUGUAGCCCCAGUCCAAGCUCUGGCAGCUUCGUGGAGGAACCACCAGCCCCUCAGUACACAGGGCCCUUCUGUGGUCGGGCACGAGUCCACACUGACUUCACUCCCAGCCCCUAUGACCAUGAUUCACUGAAACUGCAGAAAGGAGAUGUGAUCCAGAUCAUUGAAAAGCCGCCUGUGGGCACAUGGCUAGGCCUGCUGAAUGGCAAGCUGGGUUCUUUCAAGUUCAUCUAUGUGGAUGUGCUGCCUGAGGAGACCGUGGGGCCUGCCCGCACCAGUCGCCGCCAGAGCAAGGGCAAAAGGCCCAAGCCGAAGACACUGCAUGAACUGCUGGAGCGCAUUGGCCUGGAGGAGCACACAUCCACCUUGCUGCUCAAUGGCUACCAGACACUGGAGGACUUCAAAGAGCUGCGGGAAACACACCUCAAUGAGCUAAAUAUCAUGGACCCACAGCACCGGGCUAAGCUUCUCACAGCUGCAGAGCUGCUACUGGACUAUGACACUGGCAGUGAGGAGGCAGAAGAGGGAACCGAGAGCAGCCAGGAGCCAGUGGCACACACAGUAUCAGAUCCCAAGGUGGACAUCCCGCGUGACUCAGGCUGCUUCGAAGGCUCAGAGAGCGGGCGAGAUGAGGCAGAGCUGGCCAGCACUGAAGAGCAACUACAUGGCCUUUCCCUGGCUGGAGCACCUUGACAUGAAGAAGGCAUGGGCUAGGGCUGGGCCUGAGCUACAGAGGCCACAAGGAUUGAUCCAGUCUCCUAUAAUGGCCUGGACCAGAAGACUGGUGGAAAGCCUGAUCCUUCUUUCCCAGAAGGGCUUAUGGCCAAUAGCCUGGCCAGAGCCCUACAGGCUCAGCUGAAGUGGGUACGGUGUUGUCUAAAGGCACAUCCCACCUGCCCAACCCCUCCUUCCACCAGCAACUGACAGCACAGCCCCCUCCUAGGACCAUCCACUCCCAGGCUUGGCCACACCAAGUGGAAUACCAAGAGAUUUUCUCAUGUCCCUUGUCACCAAGACCCCCAAACCCUUCUCAUUCCCACUCUGCUGCUGUACUGCUCCUACAAAGGGUGCCGAGUCAGUGUUUCAGGUCAUUCUCAAACCCCUAGGGAGGCUGCCCAUUUUGUAGGACGCUUUUUAGAUAUAGGUGAAUCCAGAGUCCCCAAAGGUCUGAAGAAAGUUACAGCUACCAUUUCCACUGUCUUCCUUAACUUCUUAGAGGUUUGGGCCACUGUAUCACUCUGAGACUUGACCCAAGUGGCUAUCCCUUGGACUUCUGACCUUAGGACAGGCUGGGGUUAAAAUGAAUGGCCAUCAAGAGCCUUGUCAGCUCUUCAUCUUUAAGUGUCUACCCUUUUGCUACUUUCAGCCUGCGACACCAGUGGAAUUUAUUGAAGAGCCUGGUGGGGCCUUGGGUUGCAAAUGAAAUGACUUCUGUUCACCUUU
This is a messenger RNA of Dipodomys spectabilis (banner-tailed kangaroo rat), 2114 nucleotides long. It is a transcript of the gene Sash3, whose product is annotated as SAM and SH3 domain containing 3. Gene Ontology annotation, molecular function: protein binding. NCBI's taxonomy places the organism in Eukaryota, Metazoa, Chordata, Mammalia, Rodentia, Heteromyidae. The record is from RefSeq and is a predicted model, not a curated record. The transcript is spliced from 8 exons. Gene Ontology annotation, cellular component: nucleus; cytoplasm. Gene Ontology annotation, biological process: positive regulation of immunoglobulin production; positive regulation of adaptive immune response; positive regulation of B cell proliferation. The coding region runs from base 222 to 1364 and encodes 380 amino acids.